AAUGUGCAAAUCAUGGAAUAUUUCCAUUGCUCUACUGAUUGUAUAUGCUUCUUUGUGUUGGACUACAUGUAUUAAUGACGACGAUUGUCUCGAAGUUGGAUCGUGCGUUAAUGGUGUAUGCGUCUGUCCAGAACCGUACAAUGGGUUAAUGUGUUCCUAUGGAAAGACGUUUAAAAUCAUAAAGAACUCCGCUAUAGAUAUACCUGCAAACACCAGAAUAAGGAGAUGGCAAGCUAAUAGUUAUAAUGAUUAUAAAUUAAAAGGAAUAUGUGGACGUAAUGAUUUGGUUUAUGAGCAUUCAAUCGAUUGUUUAUCAUUUUUAUGGCAAAAGAGCGACUGUACUGGAAAAGUGCCAACCAGCAGUUUCAACAAUUGGAGAAAGCUAUCAGUUGCAUCCGUCAAAGAAGAUAUGCUACUAUACUAUCCGCACUCAACCCAUGUUUCUCGGCAUACUACAUCAAAAAGAUAUAAUAGGAUUGAGUGUUUCGGGAAUUUAGCUCUAAAUGAAAAUAACAUUGCUUUAUAUUCCGAAGCAAACUUAGAAACUGCAGGAGUAACUUUAAAUUCUCCAGAUCGAUCCGCCUGGAUUAUUGACGGAAGUACACUAUCAAACAUUGAAAGCUGUCUUUAUGUUAAAAGUUCCUCGAUAAUUGUUAAAAUUAGUUUACAAAAGGUAUUUCUAUUGCGUAGUUUGCAUAUUGUUCAUCCUAAUAUAACAGAACAACAGACAUUUAAUAUCCAUGUUGAUGCAUCCAAUAAUAUAUGCAUAGAAAAUGUGAUUCUACCAUCAGGAAAAGCUGGAACAAAGGAAAUUGUUUGUCAAAAUUUGCAAAUUAUUCCAGGAAUGACUGUAUUGAUUACAGCAAAUUCUUAUUUGGCCAUAUGUGAAGUUGAAAUAUUUACAAACAAUUUAGCUUUCAUGAAGCCUACAUAUGUAAAAAAUGCAUCCCCUCAACACUAUUCUACACUAGCUGUCGAUCAUGAUCCAGCUACUUGCCUUAGAAGUGAAAUGCCCACAACAUCAUCAGAUUUAGAAUUAUGGAUGGCAAUUAAUUUAUUAAAAACAUAUGAAGUCUAUGGUAUUGAUAUUCUGUUUCCAAAAGAUUAUCCUGCAAGCUCAGUGAAUGUCUACAUAACAUCUACUAACCCUGUGUUUGAUGACACAGUAAAAAGUCAUUGUGGAGAUCUGCAAUCAAUUGCUUCUAACGAAUACCAAACUCUUUUCUGUUCAAAUAAAACGAUUGGCCAAUUUGUUUUGGUUCAUUCUGACAGUAUACAAUUGGACAUUUGUGAAAUUGAAAUUUUUGGUAAAUUUGUCGCAGAAUUAGAUGAGAACAAAAUUAAUAUAGCUUAUUUAAAGCCUUUGAUAUGGUCUGAUACAGAAAACGAACAUUAUAAAUCAAUUGCUUAUGCAACAGAUGGCGCCAGCGAUAUAAAUGGUUACGUAAUUACUAUAAAAGAGUGGCUAUCAAUUGACUUGAUGGUUAUGUAUACAAUCAAGGACAUAAUAAUUAAUAUUAUGACAUCUGAGGACACCGACAGGGUCACCUUGAAUAAUCUAGAAUUUGAUGUAAUCAUUAGAGAUCAAACUAUAGAAGGAAUAUCUAGCGAUGAGCUAAUCACCAAUUGUGCGUCAGUGACCAGACCAAUAUUUCGUGGGCAAUCAGUACCAGUUACUUGUAUGAAUCCUAUGCCAGAGGGUAGAUUUGUAAUUCUGUAUGUAACAGAGGGUAUUCUGAGUCUGAACGAAGUAGAAGUAUAUGGUAUAAAAGUAAUUAAUGCAGAAAUGGUGCAAAUAAAUUUAAAAGAUGUUGAAGCAUCCACCUCGGAAGAUAAUAUACACCAAAGAAAAGAACAGAUUAUUGAUGGAAAAUAUGACUUUCUUACAAUGAAUCAACGUUUAUAUUGCACGACUUUUCUAGGCGAAGACUAUAGUAAAGUUAUUGUAAGUUUUGAUGGAUGGUACUCUGUUCACGAGGUUCUAAUCGAAUAUCCGAUGGAAUCUGCUCUUUAUGGCAUAGUGAUCUCAAUACAGGAUCAUAAACGACCCUUUGAAAUGCAAAAAUGUUCAAUUCACACUGAAAAAGUUCGAUUGAGAAAAAAAUUAUAUUCCUAUUUUUGUCAACGAAAAGCUUAUGGCAAUCAGUUAAUUGUAUAUAAAAGAGUUGGUGACAGGAAAUUAUCAAUAUGUGAAUUAGUCGUUUUAGGACGAGUAAUUAAUCAAUCAGAAUUAUUUCCCAUGGAGCCAAUUGGAAGACUCAUUUUACCUGAUUAUAUUAAUACUAUUAAUUGUGAAGAUACGGCUGGUGAAUUCUUACUUUCCUUUGGGAAAGAAAUUACUCUUGUAGCAAUUGCUAUAAAAAUAAGUUCAAAGGCUCCAUUUCAUUCAAAUAUUUCAUUUUACGCUAUUAAUGAUAACAUAAACGUCCUUUGUGCCUCUCACGAACAAUCUACUGGAAACGAAAGUCUUUUGAUUGAUAGUACUUUUGUGUAUUAUUGUUCUCUGAAGAUAAAUAUUAAGUACAUCAAUAUCCAAUCGGCUGAUGACGUAAAAUUAAAGAUUUGUAGUGUUUACAUAAUCGCCGAAAAAUCUAUUAAACACAUGAACAUGGAUGUCAUUCACGCUGCAAAAAAGUUCAAAAGAGGAUUAUCGACAAUUCAAUCCAAUAUAUUAAACCCAAUCGAAUUGUUAUCCUGUACAAGCAAUUCUGAUUGCUUGUCAAAUGGAUUAUGUAGUAAUGGAAUUUGCAACUGUCCCACGCCCUUUGAUUGGAACAUAUGUAACGAAGGAGAAACGUAUAGGUUGGAGACUGACAAAAUGACCAGUGCGACAGAAGCAAAGUCAGGAAUAAAACCAAAUAUAGAGGAUUGUUUAGCCUACUGCCAAAGUACACCUAAUUUUGCUGCCUUUUAUGUUAAAUUUACAAAUCCAGCGUACUUAUGUAAAUGCUAUUCGGAAGUUGCGUAUGCUUUAACAAAUGAUAUAGGAGCUUAUUUGCUCAUUCGAAAAGAUGUUCGUGAUGGAAUAUGUGGAAAGGUAAACUCAAUAGUUCCGCCAAAUGAUGACUGUUUACAUAAGUUAUGGUUGGACGCGAAAUGCCUUUCAAGCAAAUUUAAAGCUAAUAACUAUUGGCGAACUAAUGCUAUCACUACUGCUGCAAACGAUAUGAGUUAUUAUUCUUCUAGAUCGCGAAGAGAUAGACUGAAAGGUGGUACAGUCUAUUAUAGAAUGGAAUGCUUUGGAAGUCUGGCAACAAGCCAUCUCAAUGUCGCUCUACAUAGACAAGUUCAGGCUUCCACAACACCUACUGAUUUAUCGCUUCAUCCUUCCCAUGUAACUGAUGGAAUAUACUUGCUAAAUGAACAACUAAAUUCUUGUAGUGUCGUUGGACAACCUUCUCCAUUUUUAAAAAUAAUGUUUCACAGACCUUUACUCAUUAGACGGAUUGUCAUUUGGUCGGCAAACAUUGAUGUUUAUCAACUUGUCGAUAUUUACCUUGAUACAACUUCGAACAUGUGCCAAGACAGCGUAGAUUUAAAAAACAAAACAUGGACUGAAGUAAUGUGUACAGGAGGAAACUUAGCCAGGAAGAAUUCAUUUACGAUCGAACAAAAGGUAACAAAUACUCUGCAUAUUUGUGAAGUUGAAGCCUUUACAGAAAAUUUAGCUGAAUAUCGACCAGUAUAUGCGAGCUCAACUGAAGCCAAUUUUAGUCCCGGUUCAAUUGUUGAUGGAGAUACGCUAUCAUGUUUUUAUUCUACACUCCAAGAUUCACCUUGGGUUUCAGUAAAUUUGUUAGAUGUUUACCGAAUUUAUGGUGCAGAUAUUGCACCAACAUAUGUAAGCUCUGCAUAUUCCUUUCAAGCGAAAGCUUACUUAACAUAUGAAAAUUCAAGGACCUAUUGGCAAUCUAUUCAAAAGAAUCUUUGCUCUAAUUUUGCAAAAUCCGUGUCCUCAGCUAAUUAUUUUGUAGUUAUUUGUUCAAAAGGAGGUGUUGUAGGGCAGUAUUUUCUCCUUGAAAUAUCAACAACAGACGUACUUUCAUUUUGUGAAAUUGAAAUUUGGGGAGAUUUUGUUGCAAAAUCUAAUGUAACUUCUGCAAAUAUUGCACUGAAUAAACCUUUAUGGGGUUCUUCUUCUUAUCACCCUGAGGUUAAUCUUGAACUUUUCUCCGUUGAUGGACUCACAGAUAAGAAAUUCUUUCAUACAUUGGAAGAAAAGUCAUGGGUAUGUGUAGAUUUUUUGGAUAUUUAUGAAUUGCACGUAGUUGCAGCUCAGGCCCGACCAGGAUAUGAAUCAAGAGCAAAUAUGGUUAGUGGAACUCUAUUGAAUUAUCGUUUAAACAAAGGAGACUCAACUGAUACUUUAACUGCGAAUUGUUUUGACAAUAAUGUUAAUUUUUUAAGCGGAGAGUAUAAAAUGUGGAAAUGUUUUGAUCCAAAUCCUAUUGGAAGAUAUUUAGUAUUAUAUCUUAGAGACGUUAAUAAACUUCAUUUUCCCGAAAUUGAAGCCUACGGAACAAGGAUAGGUGAUGAAAGGCAUAAGAAGAUAGAGAUAGUUAACGUUACGAGAAAUACAGAAUUGGGAGCCAAUAUUUCAAAUGAACAAUAUGAACAAUUUCCAAUUAAGAUAUACGAUGGAAAUACAGAUAAUAGAUUUGGAAAUAAUAUUUCUCAUUCAUGUUCAAGCGUACAACACAAUUUCGAGAGUAAAUUUACCAUAACCUUCUCAGAUAUAUUCGAAAUUUAUGAAAUAUUCGUGCAAAUUCCGUAUGAAGAUGACGUCUUUAAUUCUGUAAUGGUAUCUGUAGAAAAUGAUGAAAGGGAAGAAGAGAGGCAACUUUGCUAUGCGAAGGACAGACCUUCUUUUGAUCGAUCUCCUUUACACAUUAAAUGCCCUGUUAACUAUUUUGGAAAUAAAAUUUCAUUUUAUAGAAGCGAUGGAAGUAAGAUUAUUAGUAUAUGUGAAGUUAUUAUUUUUGGGAAAGCUGCGCAGCAAAAUCCUUUAAACGUUACUGUUGACAAAAAUGCUUCGUCUAUUAUUAAAUUACCUACUUACGGAGUUUUGCCAAAUUCCCAUUGUACUAUAGGAUCUAUGGCACAAGAAGUUUUUGUACAUUUCGAACAAUUUUUAGAAAUUAUUGGUAUUGGAUUUGAAGUACCGGAGAGUUUUAAUUGGUCGCAAAAAAUAGCUUUUUCUGCUUUAAAUAGAGAUUCACAAGAAAACUGUACACAUUUCAACGGCUAUGUAAAUGUUGCUCAAAAGACUCGAUUAAUGUUUCCUUGUAGCUCACAGCUAAUUGCUAAGUAUAUACACCUUCGAUCGCACACAAGCAAUAUCAAUAUAUGUAAAGUUUACGUUCUCUUUCGCAAUUUUUCUUCGGAAUUCGAUAAAUUUAGGGCAAUAGUUUCAAAUAAUAAUAUGAGAACCGAAUUAAUCAACUUAAAGGAAAGCAACAUACAUAAUGUACUGAACUGUUUAGCAACGUGUAAAGAAUUAAGACUAGCUCGCUUUAAAACAACAUCGAGUCAGAAGACUACUAUUACGGUGGAAAAUUAUAGCGAAUGCAAUAGACAAUGUAUUGCGAACGACGACUGUGUUGCUUUUGAAUUGAAUGUAAAUGAUCCUAAACAAUGUUCACUAUUAACCGAAGUAAUAUAUGAUCUAAUAAAUGCAUUUGAAAGGCACUUAUUAGUGAGAAAAACAAAAUCUCUAGGAAUAUGUGGUAGAGAUAUUGAUAGAAAGGCAUAUUGGGAUGAAUGUAUUCAGUUUAGUUGGAAAUCGGUUGGUUGCGUAUUAGAAAAUGCAGAUAUUGAAUAUGGUUAUCAUAGGCGACUAAGCAUAAAAUCAUCAAGAAAUGAUAUGGGAGUCUACUUCCGUUAUUCCAAUCUGUAUACUAAACACCGAGGCCGUAAAGCAUUAUAUCGAACAAGGUGUUUUGAAAAAACAGCUUCGAACAUGCUUAAUGUCGUCAAGCUCCGUCAACAUAUAGCAAUUGAUAAAGAAAUUCAUUGUGUUGAAACUUUCUCAGACUUUGGUAAAAAGAUAUACUUUAAUAAUAUUAUAGGAGAUAUUCAUUUGUGUGAAGUAGAACUUUAUACAGGAAAUUUAGCUCUCUUAAAGCCAGUGGCUGUUGCGGCAGUACACAAUCAACAAGCUCAAGGACAUCUUGUUGAUUCUGAUAUCACUAGUUAUUACGAAAUUAGAAAUAGCGAAGUUAAAAUAUCAAUCGACCUCGAGCGUAUUUAUGAAGUUUAUGGAGUUGAUAUUGUAGCAAAACAAAAUCAAGAACAUACCUUAACCAAUAUUGAUUUUUUUCUAUCGAAAACUCAUCCUUUUCUCACAUUGAAUUCUUCAAGUAUGGAUUUAUGCCAUUCCUACCAAGGGCCACCUGCCACCCUCCCAAAAUACACAACCAUUCUAUGUAAAGUUGGUGGGGUAAAGGGCAGAUAUCUCUAUUUAUAUAAAUCGCAUACGAAUCAAUUUGCCCUCAGUGAAAUAUAUGUUUGGGGCAACCAUGUUGAUAGUACGGAUAAUAUUGCAACAAAUAUUGCUCGUGGUAAACCUGCAUGGAGUGGCUAUUUUUCCUUUAAUGGAUGUGAAAAUAUAUAUUUGACGGAUGGAAAAUACCUUUACCAAACUUCUUACUCGACUGGUGCAAAAAAUUGGAUAUGUGUUGAUCUCAUACAAGAAUAUAUUGUGCAACAAAUUGCCGUAACAGUGACUAUGUAUUGGUUAGAGAAUUACCAUAACUUGUGUGGAGGAGUCUAUAAUUCAUCUUUAGAAUCAUCAACUCCCUUCUCUUUGACUUGUAAUUGUUUUAACAAUGCAAAUUCUUUCUCACCAAUGGAAUAUAGAAUAUGGGAAUGUACCGAUCCCAAUAUCUCAGGCAGAUUUGCUAUGUUAGCUGUUGAUCAUUCAGCUAUUCAUUUUAUUGAAGUAGAAGUCUAUGGUUUAGAAAAUCCCCGUAAAAGUUCAGAAACUAUUCCGCUGCAGAGAGUAGAAUCCAAGUCAGAUACUCUAAACUCCUAUGGCAGGGAACCAUUUAAAUCAAUAGAUGGAGAUUUUUCAUAUCAUGUUAGUACAGAUAGUCUCAUCUAUUCGUCUUGUACCUCUCUAAUAACUGAUGCUGAAGAAAGCCAACUUACUUUUUAUUUUUAUGAAUUUAAGAUGGUUACAGAAAUUCUUAUUCAACCCAGCUCUGACUUCAACAAUUUUCCCCAUAAAAUUGUCGCAUCUGUUGAAAAUUCAAACAAGGUUUACGAGAGGCAAUUUUGUGACUCAACAAGGGACACAGAAAUUUACAGCAGGCCGAUUUCUCUAGUAUGCGAAAAACCUCUGUUGGGUAAUAGAAUUUCUCUAUAUCAAUCAGCAGAAAGGAAAAUUAGGGUUUGCGAGGUUGUGGUUUUUGGGCUAAACGUAACCGACAGUACACUUGGAGAAAGAGUGAUAAACAGUACAUAUCGAAAGCUAACUUCUAAUUCACAAGUAUACCCUCGAGAAGAUUGUCAAUCCCUUCACCACGGAAAGAGUUUAAGUAUGUACUUUGAUGGAUACUACAAUAUAACAGCGAUCGGAUUUCAAAUGUUUAGUGAUUUAUAUUGGACGUCUACUCUGAAAAUAACUAGCACAACAAACACGGAAGUAAGCAUCUGUAGCGAAACUAAAAUGACUAUAUAUCCUAAAAAGCCAGCAACAUUUACCUUCCACUGCAAAUCGGCAAUUUAUACUGAUUCUGUCCUUUUAAUAGCAAACAAUGUAAAUCUAAGAAUUUGUAAUGAGUAUGCUUAUUUUAUUGAAGAUUAUCAAAAGGAAAUGUUUUUUAUCGUUAAGACAGCUAAAAGAACUAUUCAAAACACAUACCUUAAUAAAAUUCACGAAAACGUACCAAAUAUUAUUAAUUGCUCUCGUCUAUGUAAAGAAUUAAGUGGUUGUCGAAGUGGAUCUUAUAUAAAAAGACAUAAAAGGUGCAGUUUGUCAAAAACUUAUAUUUCAAAUGACAUUCUUAAUGCGUACACGCUAGCCGUUGAAGAAGAUGUUAGCUUAUUUGUAUUAAAUUUAGCAACAAAUGAAGAAUAUUGCUAG
This is a messenger RNA of Dimorphilus gyrociliatus, 8086 nucleotides long. The record is from the annotation of a GenBank genome assembly. Lineage: Eukaryota; Metazoa; Annelida; Polychaeta; Dinophilidae.